AUGGUAGUUACUAAUGACAAUCAACUUUUUUCUGGGAGUGAUGAUGGCGGUGAUCAUGCAACUGUAUGGGUUUGGGAUAUUUCCAUGGCCAAGAGGAAGAAAUGCAUAGAAACACUAAACAACCAUAGCUCCACUGUGACUUCUUUGGCAAUAUCUGAAGAUGGAUGGACGUUGCUUAGUGCUGGAAGAGACAAGGUUGUAACAUUGUGGGACCUUCAUGAUUAUAGCAACAAGAAGACUGUUGUCACAAAUGAGGCGGUUGAAGCUGUAUGUGCAAUCGGUCAUGGGAGCUCUUUUGCAUCAUCUUUGGAUUUAUACCGUCAACAGAGUACAAAGCAACAAAAUGGCUCACUAGCAAUCCAAUUCAUUACAGUCGGUGAACGUGGAAUUGUGCGAAUUUGGAGUUCUGACAGGUAAUAUAACUUUGUCAGUGCUUUAAGUAUAAUGGUGUUUAAUGCAGAGCCUUCAAAUGAUUACAUCUAAAAAAUGCAUUUAAAACAAGAUGGAAUGGCUGGCUGUUUCAUGGUAUCUUUUUUUUUUUUUGGUUGACAGUGCAAGUUGCUUGUUUGAGCAAAAAACUUCAGAUGUUUCAGUCAGUAAUGAUGAGGAUGGCUCACAAAGGGGUUUCACUACUGCUACUUUGCUUACCUCAGAUCAAGGAUUACUUUGUGUGACUGCGGAUCAGCAGUUUCUUUUUUACUCUCUGGAAUGCAGCA
Molecule: messenger RNA, 716 nt
Organism: Neltuma alba
Lineage: Eukaryota; Viridiplantae; Streptophyta; Magnoliopsida; Fabales; Fabaceae
Product: transducin beta-like protein 3
Exons: 3
Coding region: 1-417 (138 amino acids)
Biological process (GO): endonucleolytic cleavage in 5'-ETS of tricistronic rRNA transcript (SSU-rRNA, 5.8S rRNA, LSU-rRNA); endonucleolytic cleavage to generate mature 5'-end of SSU-rRNA from (SSU-rRNA, 5.8S rRNA, LSU-rRNA)
Cellular component (GO): nucleolus; 90S preribosome
Molecular function (GO): protein binding; U3 snoRNA binding
Source: RefSeq, a predicted model, not a curated record